This is a messenger RNA of Penicillium daleae, 807 nucleotides long. RefSeq lists its product as uncharacterized. The record is from RefSeq and is a predicted model, not a curated record. The coding region runs from base 1 to 807 and encodes 268 amino acids. The transcript has a single exon. NCBI's taxonomy places the organism in Eukaryota, Fungi, Ascomycota, Eurotiomycetes, Eurotiales, Aspergillaceae.
AUGGAUCAACCCGCCCAGACUCUUUCUUACCGCCGCAUUAAAUCAAACGGCACAUUCAUCAUCUCUAUCCAACAAGGAGAUGGUAUUGCAGUUCCAGCUUAUGAAGUUCUCGUAUCGAACCUAGAACCCAACCUCACGAUCUCCCGCCUGCAAACUGUAUACCCUCCUCCACAACAGGUACCUCAUCCAUCUCUGGGUCAAUAUGGCCAUCUAUACGCACCGCCAGCACAACCGAACACUUUUCCAACCCACCAACAGCAUCAACAAUAUCAUCCACCCUACCCUUCAUAUCAACACCAGCAACCCCAAUCUGAGCCACAGCCACAACAGUAUCAUCAAUACCAAACGCCCAACCUCCCUCAGCGGUUCAAAACAACAAUCGGCACAAUAACUCUCUCCUCGAUGUCUUCCAAAAUCACCUUCUCAAUCCACAACCAAACAGACCUCAAAAUGAAACGUCCAGACUUCCUCUCCAGUGCCCAUCAAUUUACCCAUCCUCAGUAUGGCCCUCUCUCCUGGAAGGAAAGUGACCUGCAUGACAAAAAGUACAAACUCGUGGACUCGAAUAAGAACGUGCUAGCUCGAUUCGAUAAGUACAAGCCGGCGGAGGAGAAGGCCAGAUCGUCCUUGUGGAGCUCGUCAUCCAAAAAGGGGAAGGGCUGGGCUUUUUCAAUAUUCGUGAACGCGGAUCCAGAAUUCUUGGACUGGAUCGUGGUUUCCGGGUUGGGGGUGGUUGAGUAUCGAAUUGUCAGUGAUGGGGCUUGGGAGGAGGCACUUAUUGAUGGGGUGGGUGAAGCACUCGGUUAG